This is a messenger RNA of Entelurus aequoreus (snake pipefish), 3330 nucleotides long. RefSeq names its product abhydrolase domain containing 14B (gene abhd14b). The record is from RefSeq and is a predicted model, not a curated record. The transcript is spliced from 5 exons. NCBI's taxonomy places the organism in Eukaryota, Metazoa, Chordata, Actinopteri, Syngnathiformes, Syngnathidae. Gene Ontology annotation, cellular component: cytoplasm. Bases 39 to 761 code for a protein of 240 amino acids.
GACGCGAGAGGGCACUAAACUAAUUUGAAAGUAUUUUUAUGCCCUCUUCUUUCUUUUCCGGAAAACAACUUUCCAGUCGAAACGUUUUCCUCCACAUAAAACACAUCAGGAUGUGUGAGGUGGAGGUGAGCGAGGGAAGCGUCCACGUGGAAGGCUGCGCAUCGCCGCUCUUCUACAGACAAAGUCGACCUUCCUCGGGGGAAACCAAGAUGUCCGUCUUACUUCUUCACGGCAUCCGCUUCUCCUCGCAGAACUGGCAGGACAUCGGCACUAUGCACACUUUGGCCAAAGCUGGCUGCUGCGCAGUGGCCUUGGACCUUCCGGGACUCGGACGCUCCAAGUCAGCAAAGGCUCCGGCAGAAGUGGGAGAGUUGGCUCCAGCGUCCUUCCUGGUGGACGUUUGUAAACGCCUUGGACUGAGCCCGGUGGUGGUCAUCAGCCCCUCGCUCAGCGGCAUGUACUCCCUGCCCUUCCUCAUUCAACACCAGAACCUUUUACGGGCCUACAUCCCUGUGGCACCAAUCUGCACCCACAAGAUCACCCCUGAACAGUACCGCAGUGUCAAGACUUUUCUCCUGCAGGUUCCAUCGCUGAUUGUUUAUGGUGACCAGGAUUCUCAGCUGGGCGAGGUGUCGCUUAGCAACCUGAGCCAUCUGCCCAAUCACAGUGUGGCUAUGAUGAAAGGGGCGGGGCAUCCCUGCUACCUGGAUGACCCUGACACGUGGCACAAACUUCUGACAGACUUCCUCGCUAAACUAUGAGCUUCAUCUAUACAAAGAAUGGAGCAACAUUUGGACCAGCAGUCCAAAACAAGAAGGAGCUAAAAUCAUCAUCCUCACAUACUCGCUCGCUCACUUGCUCGCUCAGUCGCUCGCUAACGAGAAAUAAAAAAUUUAAUCAACACCAUUUUGACGUGACACCUGAAAACUUAUCAACAGUGCUGUUUUCCUACAUUAAUGUUCAUGAUAUUUACUUCACUUUUUCUUUUCUCUAAAUGUUUUUUUAAAAAUUUUUUUGUUAACACACUUGUCACACAUGGUCACGUUGCACCACACUACACAAUCACAUACACACUUCUUGUACGCCCCUCCCUCUCCUCCUACUUCUUUUUACACGUUUUAGUCAUUAUUUUGGCAAACUUAACCUGUCACUCACAAGAAAAGGUUGCCUUCGCUAUGGCGAGCGUGUGAGCGUGUGUGCACGUACAGACAAGGACACAGUAUGACGCUAGGUGGCUACGUGUUAGCAUAAGCAGCAAAGAUUGUUGAUAGUCGUGAUGGAAAGUAGUGUGGAGAAAAACUCAACGGCCGCAUUUGACGGAUCUUUUAAGAGGGGGCAGCCUGGAAUGUUAAAUAAGCAAACAUGAGCGUAGAAAUACUUUAUGGCUGCUGGAGAAAAUAUCCAAUAACAUUUUAGGAUACAUUUGUAUAAUACUAAUAUUUUGCUGACAUUUUUUUGCAAUUGUUCCGGCCUACAAUGCCUGACUUUGCGGCAGCUUUUUUAGAAAGUUGUGGCAAAAGUUCCACAAUUUUAAAGAUUUUUUUUACUGGUAACAUUGAAUCAACUUGCGAUUUGAUACAUUUAUUAUAAACCCAUUAAGUGUUCCUUGUAACCCAUCCAUUUUCUACCGCUUGUCCCUCUCGGGGUCAUGGGGGGUGCUGGAGCCUGUUCCUUGUAAACCUUAAUCUCAAAAAGCAUGUGACUUUAAUAAAAAUUGUAAAACAAAUAUUGUAUUGAUGUUUUACUCGUUUUGUAGCACACAGACUUAAAAGUAGACACUAAAUGGCAGUAAAAGCACAUACUCAGAGAUCAGUGUCAAAUAACUGUACUGUUUUAAUUCACUAUAACUAAUAUGAAUAUUGAAUUAUGAUUACAGAAAAAUACACACACCAAGAGCUUUCUUAUCGUCUGCUGUCAGCUCUGCGGUCCAUAAGUUGCAGGCAUCCUCCGCAUAUGUUUUACGCUUGAAAACUGUUCGUCCAUCUUAAACAUUCAUUUACUGUACGUUCCAACACAUUUACCCCCGCAUGUUAAGAGCAUUUGUGAACUGUGGAGAGCGAUCUAUAGCGCUAAUUUUUGUUGGUAAAUGUGAGACUAUGAGAGAUAAGUAUCACACCUCAACAUCUCUAACAUGUAAAUGCUGCCUCUUUGCUAUGUCAGCAAUGCAAAUUAAAACAUUUUCUUAAUUCUCUUACCCUGGAUAAAUAAUUCAUGUAAACUAGGAAGUAAAUAGUUAUAUACUAUAUUAUCCAGAAGGCUUACAGGAACAAGAUGGGUCUGAGCUAUGAAGGACAACAAUUGUGUCGUUUGAUAAAGAGUUACACCUUGAUGUCUCUGCUUUGUCUACACAAAAAACAAACAUACGUUUUGACUAGACAGUUGACGUGCGCAUUUGAGCGGCGUUUAGAGACAAAUUUGAUCGGGGAAAAUGUGCCGGGAAGUUGCAGGCUCUGUACAAACUUGCGAGGCAGCGCGUCAUUUGCCGGGAUUGGUUAAAUUUGUGUCCAUUUAAAAUCCAUCGCAAAAUUCUGGAGGGUCUGUGAUGUGAUCCGAUUUUAUUUCAAUUUCCAAAUAUUCAACGUAAUUAGAAAUAUUAUAUAAUUAAACUAUAAUUAUCUAUCCAUCUAUUUUCUACCACUUGUUUCUAUAUUUGUAAAUAAUAUAAUUUUUUUUUUUAAUACAGAAGUUAUUUUCUAUAUAAUUUUUUUUUUUUAAUACACAAGUUAUUUUCUGUAUUUUUCUACCACCGUGCGUUAAACAAGAUGGAGACAUAUCUUAGUUUUUUUGCAGUGUAUUCAUGAUUCAUGUCUCUUUUGUGGGCAAAAUACAGUAGAACCUCCAAAUUAGAAAAGUGCAAGUGGUUGCAUAAAAGUCGAAAGAAAAAACAUCAAAUGUCAGCAAACUUCAACUCAGCGAGCAGUUUAGUAUUUUCCAUUACAGAAGUACCUAUAAAAGGCCACUAGGUGACAGUAUGUAUUAACGCGUGGGGACUUUUCUGCACUGUGGACACACGCACACACAACCUCCACAUGUGAUGUCCCCCGGAAUGAAAUCCUUUGUAAUAUUGUUAUCGUUAUUAUGCUUUGUCACGUGACCCCAUGAACAUACAGUUUCUUCUCUUUUUUGUUAAAAUACAGUAGAACCUCCAAGGAGCAACACCCUUUUUCUUUGGCUUUUCUGGCACGGUGUGUAUGUGACAAUAACCACAGACCCAGAAAUGGAACUUAAUGGAACCAGGCUGCUAAGUACAACAUGGCUGACAUUGAACACAAAUAUUUACCGUGACUUUAAAAGUUUGCUUGAACACCAAUAAAGGAUGCAUGAUGGCCA